This is a messenger RNA of Striga asiatica, 366 nucleotides long. The record is from the annotation of a GenBank genome assembly. NCBI's taxonomy places the organism in Eukaryota, Viridiplantae, Streptophyta, Magnoliopsida, Lamiales, Orobanchaceae.
AUGGAUUCGACCACAUCAUCGAUAUCCGCUUGUCGACGCCGAGCACCCACACCUAAGGAUCGACGAGCGAGGUGCGUGGCCGUAGGACCAAGUCCGGUGGUGGCGGUGCGCAGGCGCAGCCGUGGAGGAGUGAAACCGAGGGCUAGGGCCGGGGCAAUUGGAUUAGCGGCAAAGAGUGAAGUCGAGGAGGUGAGAUUGGAGGCAAAGAGGAGUGAAGUCGGCGCCGAGCGGGACAAUGAAACAGACGGCGAGGAUGACGAAAAUUUGGUGUGUAAGAGGAUUUGUGUUGGCGCGGAGGAUGGUGUAGUCCUGCCCUUGGAUUGGCCGGAGAAUUUGGUCUUCGGUUCGGGGAGGAGCGCGAGAUGA